AUGCCCCGCAAUCCAGCCCCGGCCGAAGACACCAGCAACAGGCACUUUCCCGUCAUCAUCUCACCUCCUGUCGCCAACGCCAAGCAAACCCCCCACGCCCCCGGGUUCGGCAACCGCUGUGCAUCUCUCAACUGUCCUCGCCGCCAUCCUCUCGGCCUCCGUGGCCGCUUACGCCGUCGCCGUGCCCGAGCCGGCGCCAGUGUCGAGCGCGACGAGCCCGCCAAGGUGGCCGCCGCCCUCGAGGCCAGACAGACAACCGGCGGCCGGUGCUCCCAGCCAGGCGCUUUCAAGUGCUGGGGCGGCUUGGUCCAGGUGUGCAACGGCGUCGGCGUCUGGGAGACGAGCGCGUCCUGCUGCACCGGGCCUAGGUGCUGCCGCGAGCCCGGCGCCUCCACUUCUGCUUCUGAUAGACGUCGAUCGGGCCGCGGCUGGGCAGAAGCGGAAACGAGGGAGAGCGCAUCCAAAUAG
Molecule: messenger RNA, 468 nt
Organism: Gaeumannomyces tritici R3-111a-1
Lineage: Eukaryota; Fungi; Ascomycota; Sordariomycetes; Magnaporthales; Magnaporthaceae
Exons: 1
Coding region: 1-468 (155 amino acids)
Source: RefSeq, a predicted model, not a curated record